AUGAAUUCUCCCAAAAUUCUUGUUGUCGCUAUUGUUUUAUUUUUGAUUAAUUCUAUUUUGGGAAAUGAUUGUGAGCUGAAAUGUGGACGUCGCCCGGACAGUCAACAAAGAAUAAUGGGAGGAGAUAUUUCAGAUGAGGCUAAAUGGCCAUGGGUCUUUGAAUUAAAGGGGUGGAAUUCAUGCGGGGAACAGUUCUGCACGGCACAGUUGAUUGGUAAGUUAUUUUUUCUAAAAAGGAUUAGAAAUGGUUAA
This is a messenger RNA of Meloidogyne enterolobii, 252 nucleotides long. The record is from the annotation of a GenBank genome assembly. NCBI's taxonomy places the organism in Eukaryota, Metazoa, Nematoda, Chromadorea, Rhabditida, Meloidogynidae.